Messenger RNA from Helianthus annuus (common sunflower), 600 nucleotides. RefSeq lists its product as uncharacterized. The transcript is spliced from 2 exons. Lineage: Eukaryota; Viridiplantae; Streptophyta; Magnoliopsida; Asterales; Asteraceae. Bases 1 to 600 code for a protein of 199 amino acids. Gene Ontology annotation, biological process: regulation of DNA-templated transcription. The record is from RefSeq and is a predicted model, not a curated record.
AUGCCCUUUAUCCAGAUUGUUGGUAUGACGCCUACCAACAAAUCGUUUAUUAUCGCGCAUGCCGUUGUUAGUAAAGAACGGGGUGAUAACUUUGUGUGGGUGCUUGAGAGGAUUAAGUCAAUGUUGGAUGAAUGUAUGGAGCCACGUGUGAUUUUAACCGAUAGAGACCUAGCCCUUAUGGGCGCGUGUGCUAAAGUAUUUCCAGACGCCUCCAGGCUUCUUUGCAGGUGGCACAUACAACAGAAUGUUAUGAAGCACUGCAAGGGUGCCUUCACAGACGACGACUGGAAGAAAUUUAUGUCAUUCUGGGGGACAUUGAUUGAGUCUCCAUCCAUACCCAUCUACGACUACCACUUGCGCAACAUGCGAAAGCGACUUGUGGAGUGCAAACGUUCUAUAUUUAUUAUGGAGGACGAUCUGAUGCCGGGCGAUGACAUUCACUUAGAGCCGGUUCAGCAGGGUCCACGACGGAGACAGCGACCGCCUGUGGAUACGCUGCAGGGGCAUCCAUAUCUAGAGUUUCCCGACGGCACCGACGCCGCCCGUCAUUGCCAGAAGCUUAGGAGGAUGCACGUUGGAUCGCAUGCAUCGAUCGACUAG